This is a messenger RNA of Rhagoletis pomonella (apple maggot), 3575 nucleotides long. RefSeq lists its product as uncharacterized. Lineage: Eukaryota; Metazoa; Arthropoda; Insecta; Diptera; Tephritidae. The transcript has 4 exons. The record is from RefSeq and is a predicted model, not a curated record. The coding region runs from base 1716 to 3575 and encodes 619 amino acids.
AGGAAACACUUUCCGUCCAGCGAACCAACAGCUAUUGAAUCAGGCGCACCAGCAACAACAACCGAAAUAAAUGAUACUGUUGAUACCGUUCAUGCGCCUUCUACUAUAGCUGCCGCAUAUUUUUGAUCAACAACAACACAACAGAAAUUAUUAACGCUAAGCAGCGCCGAAACACUGCAAUUUAAGCGCUUUGAGCGGCUUAGCACGCGAGAGUUGGGUACUUCGUUCAUUUGAGUCGGCACGCGAAUUACCAGUUUGACGGCUUUACUUGUUGCCUUUGUUGCUUUUAUUUGGAUAUCGGAAAACCCCUGCAACAUGGGCACCAAUUAACUGCAGCAACAACAAACGCCCACCAAAAAUAAAAGGAAAAAAAGCAAAUUGAACGAAAUCUGUGCGCCUACACAGGCACCACGCCAACUGCCACAUAUGCAACAGAUAAUUUGAGCAUUUAUCGGCAUCCGCUCACGCUCGCGCUAGCCUUAGUUGCAGCGACCAUGUGCAUGCGCUGAAUUAAAGCAGCGAAGUAAAUAUAAAACUAAAUAUACAUAAAUAUAAAAAUAAGAUAUAGAAAUUAAAUGAAACAGCGUGCGCGCAUUGACCAGUAGUCAAAGCGAACGUGCGGCAUAGACCAAUAACCGCAUUGUGGUUGUAAAACAGAUAAAGCAGUAGCAGCAAUUGCAACAAAUUCAAAACUAGCUGCCGCGAUAUGAGCGCUUGUUUAUGUUUUCCUUAAAUUGCUGCAUUUAGCGGCUGCAACAACAACGUGCAGCAGAAACCAGUCGCGCGCGAUAUCCGCAACAGGUACACAGCAACAACAACAACAAUAAAACCGCGUAGCAAUUCCGAAACGAAUUAGUUCAAGCGUGUGCGCACAUGUAGCGUACAAAUAAUAUUUCCAGCAAUAAUCGCGAACUGCCUGCUGUGGAGUGCAACGACCGCACCACAACCGCCACCACCACCACCACCACAACUACCACCAACUCCAGCGCCACACAACCAUCGCGCGUGCCGCAACAACCUUGGCCACUACAUUUGGACUGCUGACGCUUAUUUCUAGUUCGCGUUUUGUUGCACAUACGCGUGGUUUGGGGCGGCACGAUUUUGGUGUUUGCAAGUUCAAGCGCAAGCGGUAAGUUCCGUUCAAUUAGCGAAGCGCAGCCAAAGAAAAGGCGACGGCCGCACCACGGCACGUCACGCCAAAAAGCGUUUGAGUGGCACGCAAACAGGAAGUUGCGGCAGGAACCAAAGCGAGUGGUUAAAACGUGAGGAGUUUUAUUGCAACUUGAUUGCGCUCCGCUUUUGCCGAAACGAAACGAUUUGCAGGUUGUCAACCUUCGCUUUAUGGUGCGCGCGCGUAACCCCUCUCUCAGCCGCCUAUUCGCUAGCGUCCCGACCAAUCACCGAGGAAUGCAAGACUCAUUUGUUGGCGCAGCAGUGACAACAGGAGUAGUGGCCAACAAAAUAGCAGAAAUAAUCAAUUUUUGUGGAACCGUAAGCGUGGCGGACACACCGAAAUUACCAGCUACGAGCAUUUUUCGCCGACCAUAGUGUUCCGCGCACUGCGACACAAAAACUGUUUAAAUCCGCUAAACCCACCCAUUUAACAGCCGCUACCAGCUUUGCAUCUAAAACCAGCGCGCACCUUCACCAAAUUCAGUACCUGCCCCUUGGCUUCCCUACAAGCCACGCCCUAAACGUGCCGUGCUCAAUGUAAGAUGUUAGCAAACGUCAAAUGGAGCCUCUUAGCCACAGCUGUUGUCAGUUUGCUGCUAUGCACCGCAGAAGCCAUUGAACGCGCGCCAGCGCUUGCGAACACGUCGGCGCAUGCGCCAGCAACACCAGCGCGUCAGCUACAAACACAGCAACCAGCAUUGCAGUCAAGUGCGCGACAAGCACGCGCUACCACAGCGUACUCAACUGCGCAUGGUCAGUACGCGUCUUUACCUAUUACCCCGGAGCCCAUCGCGCCCUCUGUAGAUAAUCGGCGUACCGCGCGAAACCUCUACGCGCCUUUCAACACCUUCAGCAAGGUGGAUGAGGCGCCGUACACAGAUUGGCGUCGCCGCAGCGAUGGCACCGUAGUACAAACAUUUGGUGCAUACCGUAGUGGACGCGCACUUUCAACGACCGCGCAACAACCACAAAUUCUACCACAUUUCCAACAAAGUCAGCCAGUGCAGCAGUCACAUCCGGCAGCACAACGCCGCUCGGAUGUCAUAACGACUGUCGAAGUGAUACCAGCGCCAGGAAUCGAACUAUCGAGCAGCACCAGUAAUGGCGCCAUCUCCGGUUCUUUACCCAUAACAAUACCCAAGCAAGUGGUGCCCGACGCAAAUGCCGCCGCAUCUAUCGCUGCCGCGACGACCGCCAUAGCGAAUGCGACGCGCAGCUCACGUCAACGCAACUAUGUAUAUAUACCAUUGCAACAGCAAACCAGUGGCGCAACACAGCUGCCAAAGCGCAACAACAGCUCAUUCGGUUACCUGGGUCCACCUACACACGCCGUGGCUGCGGUAGCACAAGAAUUCGGCGACGAGUUGAUACACGCGCAAACAGAUCGCAUUGAUGUGGCCACAGCGCCAGUGGCAGAUGCCGCCAUCACUUCAACGGAUAAAGUAGAUUAUGAGGAUGAAAAUGCAGCACGUCGCAAUGGUUUCAAAUUCCCCAGCUACAGUUUGAAACCAGCGAGCCCUUUUUACCCGCAAGGCUAUCGGGAAGACAAUCCCAUCUUCACUGAAACAUCUGGGUUUGAGUCGCCCUAUAGCGAGGAGGUGCUGCCCACGCAAUACGAUCAAGAUACACGUCAUACACGUCAGUUGAUCUAUGACACCGCUGAUGCAGUGCCUAUUUCGCAUCCCUUCGAGUUUCCCGGACUGGCGUCAAACACAAAACCACAUUCACUGAGUGGAGCUAUUGCGGGUGGAAAGCUAUUUCGUGAGGAGGUUACGAAAUUCGGCGAUAUAAAUGGGCCCAUCACCGCUGUACCACAACGUCCACAACGCGGUUUGUUCUAUGGAGAUACAGAAUUCAGGACAGGUCCGUCGCGACCAUAUGUGCCGCAGAAGGCUUUCAAUGAGUACAUUGGUCCAAAUGGACCACUCGAUUUUCAGAGUUCAAGGAAAAGUCGCUUCUUCCCUUUCAAAUCAUCGCGCAGUCCACGCGUUGUGUUUCCGGUGAACGAUAACAUUGGUACAACGGGUCCGAGUGGCAGCGGGAAUGGAGUUUACUUUAGCGAUAGCGUAGCAUUCAGAGAUCAAAACUUUGGCCUCAACGACUUGGCUGCCAUUCAAGACGUCCGCAAUGAAUUCAGUUUACAGGACAUAGACGGCAGCACCUCAGAGACCAGUUUGUCGAGUGUGCCUUCUUCCGGAACAUUCAAAGAAAAAGACCGCACUCCGGAUAAGAAUACCUGGAAAUGGAGUCUGCACUCGACCUCGACGACACCCGUGUACUUGGAGCGGCGCAAUCAGUAUCGACGCAGCGAGAUACGCAAUCGCUCGAAAUUCAAGCGGAAGACUGUUUCCAAUUCAACGUCCUUUGAUAGUUUCAAUGAGAUUGCCGAAAACCAGCAUUGA